Messenger RNA from Besnoitia besnoiti, 1710 nucleotides. RefSeq lists its product as uncharacterized. The transcript has a single exon. Lineage: Eukaryota; Apicomplexa; Conoidasida; Eucoccidiorida; Sarcocystidae. Gene Ontology annotation, biological process: GPI anchor biosynthetic process. The record is from RefSeq and is a predicted model, not a curated record. Gene Ontology annotation, cellular component: endoplasmic reticulum membrane. Bases 1 to 1710 code for a protein of 569 amino acids.
AUGAAACGACGACGGCGUCGCGUGCCCUUCUCUUCGUUCUCUCCUGUCUCUCGGCCUUCCUCGUCUUUGCCCCGUUGUCUCUCUUUCGGCUCCAUUUCUGCGGCGGGUCUUAGCCCAGCGCAUACAAGGCUAGAGAGGCGACUUUCGGCCUCUUCGAGCGCCCGGAGGAGACACCCGUUUGGUUUCCUCGUCGCCGCCAUCGUCCUCCUCGCCCUUGGCUCGGCGCGAGCCCCGAACCCCUUCCCUUCGCUGGCGCGGCCAGCCGCUCUUGAGGCAGGCUGCGUGGUGCCCGCGGAGGCGCACGACGCCUCAGCGUCCGCCGCGGUGCCUCUGCAGGUUCGUGGGCGCCUGCGCGCGCGCGCAGAGAGCGAACUCCAGGGAGAGGGUUUCCACCGCGUGUUGGCAACCCGCGUGGAGAUCUCGUUUCUCGUCUCUGAGUCGGCAGGGCCCCCCCCCCGCGGACACGACGCGCCGGCGCCGCAGGGCAACGCGGGCCUUGCCUGCAGAGUGGAGUGCAUCUACACCCUGGGAAAGAUUGUGUACGUUGAUCCCGAUCAAACGUGGGAGCUUGGCCUGGAAACGGGUUCGCAGGGCUCACGGGCCUCGCGGCCCUGCGGCGCGGGCGCCUCUCCUCCACUGUCGGAUGCGUGUGAGACGGCGCCGCGGAUCGCCACGCAAGUUCUUGACGCCUUCGUAGACGUUGAGCAGCCUGUCUUCUCGCCGCUUCUCUCCGCGUCCACGACGACGCGCCAGCGCACGCUCGGCUCCAUCUUGCUCAAGAAAGGGACUGGAGCGAACUCACUGUCAGCCGCCGCGUCUCGCUCGGUGGGGACAGCUGAGGCGCGCGGGGGACGGGGCGAGGGCGAGCCUCGACCGCCCGGAGAGGAGACGGCCGGCGCUGCGGGUCGCGGCGGAGACGCUGAGGCGUUUCACGGGGCGGUCACUUUUCGUCUUCCGGUGCAUCACCGCUACGACGCGCCGUGUGCAGCCUGCACAGGCCUCACGAGGCACCGCGUGUCGCCUCCACGGGUGCAGGUCGUCUGCCAGACGCCGCCGGAGGGUCUCGCGGGCGAGGAGUCGGGCCGCGGUGGCGAGCGCUUCGACGAAGGCGCAGAGGAGAAGGACAAACGCGACGCAGAGAUGAUGGUGUGCCGCGAAAACGUCUGCGCCGCUGCUCUCUCGUUCCACGCCCUUCCUGCGAAUGCAGAAGAACAAGGUGACGCCUCUCCUCUCGGCGCAGAGGAGGACAGGCACGCAGGCCCGACAGGCGAGCGCCGCGGGGCGGCGAGCAGCGACGACGCCUUCCACUUUCUCUACGUCGAUGUGCCGGUGGGCUCGCUGGACAACUUGGCUGCGGUCGCCUGGCUGACAACGAUCUCGGUCGUCUUCUUCUCAGUGGGGACGUUUUUCGUUCUCUACCUCGCAGAGAGCGAGGAGAAGUCGAAGAGCCAAGCGAAGAUAGCGGGCGCAAAAAAGGCGCGGCGUGCGCCACUGAUACAGAGUGAUUCAGAAACAGAGGGGGAAAGCGCAGCCACAGUCUGCGGAGGGAGAGCGAGAGGGAGGACGACGAGGGCGCGAGGGAAGCGGCGACUUGUGCGGACGCUCAACGAGCUCCACGACGCAAAGCCAGGCGGGACGAAGGCAUGUCGCCUGCCGCGUUCUGAGGUUUCGCGGUUCACGGAAACUCAAGCACGAGAGGCCCCCUUUUAG